AUGGAGAAUGGGUUGAUCCCUAUGUGGGUUCAACGGUGCUUUGGCGGUGCGGGCGGGCAGGCUCCGGGCCAAGGCCACGGGUGGGAUAUUACCAACGGCAAUGUGAGUGCUCAGGACCCGGCCUCCACCUCGAAAGGAAAGUCAAAGCAAGAUCCCCGAAUAGACGGAAUUCUGCAGGCUCUGGCGACCGUAGGAGAAUUGCUGGGACAACAAGUACAGCAACAAGCACAGCAACGACUACCUAUUGCUGAGAAUGUAGCGGCGACAAAUGGAAAUGGGAAUGGUGACCGUACGAUGCAUGGAUUGGUCGAGCAGUUCCUGAAGCUGCGACCCCCGAAAUUUGCUGGAACUGGAGAUCCUGAAGAGGCGGAAUCCUGGAUCGAUGAGUUACAGAAAGCAUUUGAACUUCUGCGAUGUUCCGAGGAAGAUAAAGUCACCUUAGCAGCCUAUCAACUACAAGGGAACGCCAGCUAUUGGUGGAAGGCGACUAAGGAAAUCGUAUUCCCAGGAAAUGCUGCAGUGAAUUGGAAUGCUUUCGUUGAGGCAUUCAACGGGAAGUAUUUUUCCGAGUGUGCUCGUGAUCGGAAGAUGAAAGAAUUUCUGCAACUCCAACAGGGAAAUAUGACGGUGGACCAGUAUGAAGCAAGGUUCGCUCAGUUGUCAAGGUACGCCCCGAGACUUAUUGAAAAUCCAGUCGACAGGGCAAAACGAUUCCGUGAUGGUCUCAAACCUGACAUCCGGAGUCAGUUAGUACCUCUGAACCUGAAAGAUUAUAACAAAUUAUAUGAACGAGCUCAACUGAUCGAGAAAGAUUUGCUGGAGAGGGUCCCUUCGGCAAGACCUCAUUAUUCUACUCCCCGAAUGGAUCAACGUUUGGGCAAUAGGCCAGUAACAAGGGGAAAACGUCCCUUUAUUUCCAACAAGAAGCGGAAUUUUCAGCAGACAGCUAAUGUUUCUGGUAAUACUUGUUCUGUUUGUGGAAGACAGCAUGGCGAUGCCCCGUGCCCCAUUCGUACGGGAGCAUGCUUCGGGUGUGGCCAACAAGGUCACAUGGUCGGCGACUGUCCACAACGGCGACAGAAUAUACCUUCACAGCAAAGACAGGUGACAGCAUCAACUGGAGUUCAACCUCGUGCUAACAACGGCGAUCGUCCUCUGGCACAAGGACGAAUAUAUGCACUUACUCAAGAGGAUGAUGAGAACUCCAACGCAGUGAUUACAAGUACGAUUUUCCUCAAUAACCGUGCUGCAUAUGCGUUAAUUGAUACUGGAGCUACACACUCAUUCGUAUCUAGUCAAUUUGUACGUUUGGCCAAACUUGAGAUGAAACCGUUAAAAAAUGCACUUAGUGUUUCUACUCCGAUGAAAAAUGAAGUGCAGACUACCCUAGGAUGUCAAGGGUGUAAGAUAAUUAUAGGCGGACUGGCGGAUAUUAUAAAUCUAGCGGUACUGGCCAUGUAUGAUUUUGAUGUUAUCAUUGGUAUGAAUUGGCUUAGUAAACAGCAAGCCAAUAUAGACUGUUAUAGCAAGGUGAUUCAGUUUCAUCCCCCUGAUCGCCCCUGCUAUACAUUUGUGGGUAAUGGAGGAGGACCUUCUACUUCUCUGAUUUCUGCUUUAGAAGCAACCCGACUAUUGCAGAAAGGUUGUCAAGGAUUUCUGGCAACAAUAGAAAAUACAACAAAGGAAGACGAACCAAAGUUAGAAGAUAUCCUGGUGGUACGAGAAUUUCCGGAUGUUUUUACAAAAGAAUUACCAGGUCUACCUUCGAAACGAGAAGUAGAAUUUGCUAUCGAAGUAGUUCUUGGAAUAGAGCCUAUUUCCAAAGCUCCCUACAGGAUGUCUUUAACCGAGUUGAAAGAGCUCAAGGUGCAACUGCAGGAAUUACUUGAUAAGGGCUUCAUCCGUCCAAGUGCAUCUCCCUGGGGUGCACCCAUAUUGUUCGUGAAAAAGAAAGACGGAUCAUUGCGACUUUGUAUCGACUAUCGACAGUUAAAUCGGGACUACGACUGCGAGAUAUUGUAUCAUCCUGGCAAAGCAAACAAAGUUGUCGAUGCUCUUAGUCGAAAAUCGGCCAUCGCCCACUUGAUGGUCAAGGAAUGGACCUUACUUGAGGAAGCUCGGGACUUGGACUUCAAGCUGGAAGUUGGGCAUCAUCAGAAUUUACUAGCUGCUCUCAGAAUCGAGCCGGACAUCAUAUUGAAAAUCAAAGCGUUACAACAAACAGACCCAGAGAUUUAG
Syzygium oleosum is the source of this 2238-nucleotide messenger RNA. RefSeq lists its product as uncharacterized. The record is from RefSeq and is a predicted model, not a curated record. Gene Ontology annotation, biological process: proteolysis. Bases 1 to 2238 code for a protein of 745 amino acids. NCBI's taxonomy places the organism in Eukaryota, Viridiplantae, Streptophyta, Magnoliopsida, Myrtales, Myrtaceae. Gene Ontology annotation, molecular function: aspartic-type endopeptidase activity; nucleic acid binding; zinc ion binding. The transcript is spliced from 3 exons.